AUGAGCAGCCCCGCGACAACAGACCGUGGACGCAGGCUAGAGCACCAGCAGCGUGCCUAUGAGCUGCAGCUCAGGGGCGGACUCGAGGGCGCGGCUAAAUACACCGUGUUCGGCAUCGUGGCCGUUGGUAUCGCUCACCGCUUCUGGCCUCUGUUCAGGAAGCAGACGUGGGGUCUCAAGGCCUUUAUCGUGUCGUCCGCAACGAUGAGUGGCCUCGUCAUUGGCGCAGACAAGUACCUCAUCAUGUACGAGAGCGCGCAGCGCGAUGCCGAGAACGCUGUCCGUCGACAGGCGCAGAACGCCCUUGCCCGCCGCGGCAUCAUCGCGACCGAGACCGAGAUCCGCCGCUGGCGGGCCGAGCAGGAGGCCGAGCGCGUCGCCGCGGAGAAGGUCGCCGUGUCGGACGCCCAGGCCGUGGACGCCGGAUCGCCCGUCAACCCCAUCGCGAUCUCGGUUGUCGUCGAGGAGACGGAGCCCGGAAAGAAGCCCGUCGCCGUCGCUGUGAAUGCGCGCGACGUGGUGGAUACCGCCGCGGCGAGCGAGAGCGCCGAGGCCGGACUGGUGGCUCGUAUCGCCGAGGCGAGGCGCGCGGGCAACACUGUUGUCGUCACUGCGACAGAGGCCGUGUUGGCCGAGCAGCGAGAGGCGAGGGAGCAGCGUGCCAGGGAGUUGGGCAAGCAGUGA
This is a messenger RNA of Apiotrichum porosum, 684 nucleotides long. RefSeq lists its product as uncharacterized. Lineage: Eukaryota; Fungi; Basidiomycota; Tremellomycetes; Trichosporonales; Trichosporonaceae. The record is from RefSeq and is a predicted model, not a curated record. The coding region runs from base 1 to 684 and encodes 227 amino acids. The transcript is spliced from 5 exons.